Molecule: messenger RNA, 2556 nt
Organism: Saccharomyces kudriavzevii IFO 1802
Lineage: Eukaryota; Fungi; Ascomycota; Saccharomycetes; Saccharomycetales; Saccharomycetaceae
Gene: SSY1
Product: Ssy1p
Exons: 1
Coding region: 1-2556 (851 amino acids)
Biological process (GO): amino acid transmembrane transport
Cellular component (GO): membrane
Molecular function (GO): amino acid transmembrane transporter activity
Source: RefSeq, a predicted model, not a curated record
AUGGGCUCUACUAACCAAGCACACGACCUAUUUCCAAACCAUAAUAACAUUCAGUUUACAGAUUGUCAUUCCAAGGAACAAGAUGCCUCUUCUAUCAUUGGUAAGAACGAUGCUGACCAAGCAUUAAGUAUAUCUGGCAGUAUAGAUACUGGGAUUUUGAAGAGCAUUAUUGAAGAACAAGGAUGGAAUGACGCUGGAUUAUAUAGAAGCUCAAUACAAAACCAAAGAUUUUUUCUGAUGGAUAAAUAUACUAAAAAGAAACAUAUUACUAUGCAGGAUAUGAUCUGUUCAGAAGAGGAGCGAAUCUAUCAGGAACCUAUUCAAGAUUUUGAAACAUAUAAUAGACGCGUUCAAAGAGAAUAUGAGCUCAGGGAAAGAAUGGAAGAAUUUUUCCGACAGAAUACUAAGAAUGGUUUACACAUUCUAAACGAAGAUUCAUUAAAUCAACAGUAUUCACCGCUAGGACCUACAAAUUAUACUCAGCCGCUCGAUGGGUACUCCAGAAUGAAACAUAUGACUUCAAGAUUUUUCAAAAAAAAUCUUAAUUUUUCCGGAGGAUUCAAAAGAAGACGUGGUAACCUCAAUACAGUCGACUACCUUAAGACCAACGGUUCUAUAUCGAGUUCUAGUACCGAUAUAAUCGAUAAUGCAAGCUACAGGAACAUUGCUAUAGAUGAGAACGUUGAUAUGGCACACAAAGAACAUGCUAUUGACGAACUAAAUGAGCAAGAGAUACCUGGGGAUGUAUCCCCCGCAGAAGGCGGGUCGCUACUGCAUGACAUCGAAAAAGUAUUCAAUAGAUCUAGAGCUACUCGGAAAUACCACAUUCAACGAAAAUUAAAAGUGCGGCAUAUACAAAUGCUUUCUAUCGGGGCAUGCUUUAGUGUCGGAUUGUUCCUAACCUCAGGAAAAGCCUUUUCUAUUGCUGGACCAUUUGGUACAUUACUCGGGUUUGGACUCACGGGGAGUAUCAUACUAGCGACGAUGUUAUCAUUUACAGAAUUAUCUACGCUCAUUCCUGUAUCCUCUGGUUUCUCAGGAUUAGCUUCCAGAUUUGUAGAGGAUGCUUUUGGGUUCGCAUUGGGUUGGACAUACUGGAUUUCUUGUAUGCUUGCCCUUCCUGCUCAAGUUUCAUCGAGUACAUUUUAUCUCAGCUAUUACAACAAUGUAAAUAUAUCAAAGGGAGUAACAGCGGGUUUUAUAACACUCUUUUCAGCGUUUAGUAUUGUUGUGAAUUUGCUGGACGUCAGCAUAAUGGGUGAAAUUGUGUACGUGGCGGGUAUCAGCAAGGUGAUAAUUGCGAUUUUGAUGGUCUUCGCAAUGGUGAUCUUGAAUGCCGGGCACGGAAAUGACAUUCAUGAGGGAGUUGGCUUCAGAUAUUGGGAUAGCUCUAAAUCUGUACGAAAUCUGACUUACGGAUUAUAUCGCCCGACAUUUGAUCUGGCAGAUGCCGGAGAGGGAAGCAGAAAAGGUAUUUCCGGGUCAAAAGGUCGGUUUUUAGCCACAGCUUCAGUAAUGCUUAUAUCUACAUUUGCAUUUAGUGGUGUCGAAAUGACAUUUUUGGCUAGUGGAGAAGCCAUAAAUCCGAGGAAAACAAUUCCCUCUGCCACAAAGAGAACAUUUUCCAUUGUAUUGAUAAUUUACGUGUUUUUGAUAUUUUCUGUUGGUAUAAAUAUAUACAGCGGGGAUCCAAGACUACUAUCAUAUUUCCCUGGCAUUUCCGAAAAGAGGUAUGAAGCUAUUGUAAAGGGCACUGGCAUGGACUGGCGACUCAGGACAAACUGUAGAGGCGGUAUUGAUUAUAGACAGGUUUCUGUAGGAACAGGUUACUCGAGUCCUUGGGUAGUUGCAUUGCAGAACUUUGGAUUAUGUACAUUUGCGUCCGCUUUCAACGCAAUAUUAAUCUUUUUCACUGCUACGGCAGGGAUAUCGUCGUUAUUCAGUUGUUCAAGAACAUUAUAUGCCAUGUCCGUACAACGAAAAGCACCGCCAAUUUUCGAAAUUUGCAGUAAGAGAGGCGUGCCUUAUGUGUCGGUGAUAUUCUCUUCGUUAUUUUCGGUCAUUGCUUACAUUGCAGUCAACCAAACCGCUAUUGAAAAUUUCGACGUCCUGGCCAAUAUUUCUAGCGCUAGUACGUCAAUUAUAUGGAUGGGAUUAAAUCUUUCCUUUUUAAGAUUCUAUUAUGCUCUAAAGCAAAGGAAGGAUAUAAUAUCAAGAAACGAUUCCUCGUAUCCUUACAAAUCUCCGUUUCAACCUUAUCUAGCCAUUUACGGACUUGUUGGUUGUUCGUUGUUUGUUAUUUUCAUGGGAUAUCCUAAUUUUAUACAUCAUUUUUGGAGUACCAAAGCCUUUUUUUCGGCAUAUGGAGGAUUGAUGUUUUUCUUUACCAGUUACACAACUUAUAAAAUCCUUGGAACCUCAAAGAUUCAAAGGCUGGAUCAGUUGGAUAUGGACAGUGGAAGGAGAGAAAUGGACAGGACGGAUUGGACCGAACACAGCCAAUAUUUGGGAACAUACAGUGAAAGAGCAAAGAAGCUCGUAACAUGGUUGAUCUAG